Brassicogethes aeneus is the source of this 1123-nucleotide messenger RNA. NCBI's taxonomy places the organism in Eukaryota, Metazoa, Arthropoda, Insecta, Coleoptera, Nitidulidae. The record is from the annotation of a GenBank genome assembly.
CGGGCCUAAACAAGUUCAAGAUCGGCUGGCACAGUUUGUGAAUUAAGUCCACAAACAUCGCGAGUUCUAACUAACCCGAUACUUCGGCGUUUACAAGUUUCCAGUACCGUUAGACUAUAGAAUACUAUGGGAUUAAACUGAAAAUAUAUAUUUACGAAGAGUUUGCACCGGUAUCACCCUCGACGAAAACCCAAGUUUUGUGACGGAAAAUGGCAAGAAUAAGCACGUUUAUUUUCACGAUAACAACAGUAUUAUGUUCGAUAUUACAAACCAGCAUAGCUAAAAUACCCACAAAAUGUGAAGGAGGCGGUCAACUUAAAUAUAUGUGGGGAGAUGCCUUAACGGACAAUCCAGAGUGCAUAGGCCCCAAUAACAUGCCAUACCCGACUGCAGCCAUUGAAAGGUCAUUCAGAGGAUCAAAUGUGUGGUCAGGAAGCAGCAGAAUGGGUCGAUCAAAAAAGACAAUAGACCCAUUUUUGACGAGGAAAGCCUUACUAGCAGCCCACGAAGCCAAUUCGGGGUUGGAAACUCCUACAAUAUCUAGAAUGGGAAGAGCUGUAAAUGUUACGCCAGCCAAUACUUGCAAAGGCACGCCAUCUAGAUUAUGUAAAACCCGGUACAACACAACAGCCCCAAUGUAUGGAGUGUCACUAACUUCAGGACAACCCGUCACAAUUGUCCAAAAAUUCCCCGACUUACUUCAACAGGUCGUAUUCGAGGUUUGCGAGAGUUCUGAAUGCGACGUUGUACGCGGCGAGUGCACUCAGACGUACGUCCCCUAUUUGUUCCUGGUGAUUCCCCUGGGGCCUGUAACUUUGACAGGUCAGGACUACGUCCUGGUGGAAAGCGGGUGCGUAUGCCGGCCUAAAUACGCCGCGCAGACCAAUCAGGAGGCGAGCGCCAUGUCCACCAUACCCAGAUUGUAAAACUUUCAAAAUCAGUGAUAAAUUUCAAGACUUUCAAGAAUUCCUCUCAGUAAGUUUGUAGGAUAUUAAAAUGUAUAAAUUCGUUUAUUGGCAAGGUAAAUAUGAGUUUGUGUUCAUUAUUUUAUUGCCAAGUGCUCAUAUUUAUAUAAUUAUUAAAUGUGUAAGAUAUUUAUUUUAAUUAAUGAUUAAUUUAAUAG